Molecule: messenger RNA, 2646 nt
Organism: Etheostoma spectabile (orangethroat darter)
Lineage: Eukaryota; Metazoa; Chordata; Actinopteri; Perciformes; Percidae
Gene: spc24
Product: SPC24 component of NDC80 kinetochore complex
Exons: 6
Coding region: 116-715 (199 amino acids)
Biological process (GO): chromosome segregation
Cellular component (GO): Ndc80 complex
Molecular function (GO): microtubule binding
Source: RefSeq, a predicted model, not a curated record
AGGCUGCUCGAGAUCAGCCAAUGACCAAAGCGGAAGCAGAAAAGGCGCGCUUCUCUGACAGCUCCGUGUGGAUUUGAAUCCCGGGAAAGCGCUGUACGCGGUCAGUGUCACCACGAUGGCUGAAGGUAACAAGUUCCAGGACUUGGAGGAGACGGGAGAGGCGCUGGUGGCCUACAUCAACAACAGCCAGCUGGAGAAACUGAGACAAGUGAAGGAUGAACAUCACGCUUUCUUUGACAAACACGCCGAAACAAAAAAGAUUGUGACACAGAUUUUAAAAGAUGUGUCUCAGCUGGAGGAGAGCGCGGGCCAGAAGCUGCUGAACAUGGAGGAGGAGAAGAAGCAAAGGGAGGUGGAGCUGGAGAGCCUGGAGGAGCAGCUGAGGCAGUGCACGGCCCAGAGCCAAAUGACCGACUCGGAGCUACAAUUUGUGCAGCGCGAGUUGGAGAGUCUGAGAGCAAACGAACACGAGCUCGAGGAGCUUCAGAACGAAGUGGACGAGGACACGACCGAGGUCAUCCCCUCAGCAGUAUAUGUGGCUCAGCUGUACCAACUGAUAACCAAGAUCAAGUGGGAGUACGACACGCCGCCCAACAUCUUAAAAGGAGUCCACUACGGUGCCGACCUGGCGACGCCCAUCGACAUCGACACGUCUGUGCGAUCUCGGCGGGACGUAAGCGACCAGCUGUGGGGCUUUGUCAGCACUGAGUGGUAGCUGAAGGAGGGCGGGGCUGCGGAAAUGACUUUACAUGUCUGUAAAUAUGUUUGUUUGUCUGUUCAUCCGAUUCAUACGGUUCAUCAUUAAAUAUUUCAAACCCAGGUGGUUUAGUUGUUCUCUGAUUGUAUUUGAGCAACAUGGAUUCAUCAACUCAACUCUAGUUAUCUUGCCCCUUGUGGCCCAAAGGGCUUCACAGAUGAAAAGGAAAAACAAGAUGAACAGUAAAAAAUACAAAGUUUUUAACCUUAAAAUGUUAGGAAUUAUAGCUUUAGUGCGUAACUUUUUGAUAUGAAUAAACGUCCAUUACAUUCAAGCCGUAUUUUUUAAAUAGUUUUUUCCUUUUGGCCAUUUUUGUUUUGUAUUUUCCUGCACUCUUGCCUAAACUCUUGUUUGUUUUCCUCUGUUCAUCCAAUUCAUACGGUUCAUCAUUAAAUAUUUCAAACCCAGUUGGUUUAGUUGUUCUCUAAUUGUAUUUAAGCAACAUGGAUUCAUCAACUCAACUCUAGUUAUCUUGCACCUUUUGGCCCAAAGCAAUUAAAGCUUUAGUGCAUAACUUUUUGAUAUUAAUGAACGUCCAUUGCAUUCAAGUAGUUUCCUUUUUGGCCAUUUUUCUUUCUUUUUUCCUGCACUUAUGCCUCUUAAGUUGUUGUCCAUUAUCCCGUCUUCUUUCAGUCACGCUGUUUUCUGAUUAGUACAUGUCUGGAGAUGGUAACUUUUAAAUAAACGCGUAGAGAGAAUUGGGAUGCAUCUAAGAAUUGAUUUUUUUUAUUUUUUUUUCCACCCACCCCUACAGCGUCCUGGGUUCAAAUCCGGCCCGCGACCCUUUGCUGUAUGUCGUCCCUCCUCUCUCCCCUUCCCUGUCUUCAACAUGUCCUAUCAAUUAAAGGCCAUUUAACAAAUCCCCCAAAAUAAUCAUUAAAAAAAAACCCAUCUCUGGCUUUUUGGAAACAUUGAUCUGCAUUUUCUGACAAUUUAUGGGACAAACAAAACUGAUGUACGGGAGCGACUAAGUUUUUAAAGCUUAAUAAACAAGUAAAAGAAUAAAUUGUAAAAAAAUACAGGUAGCCGGUAUAGUUUUGCAAUAUUUUCUGAGCAAUAUACUGCACACAGUAUCGAUCUAUUAUAUAUGUGUUUGUCUGCUUGACAAUCCCAUUUAUCAGCAAUAAAACAGAAGUGAGAACAAACAGAACUUUAUCUUUUUAGAUUCCUUUUGGGGGACAUCAUUUGAAAUUGAGGAAAAAUUUGAAGGUGGAAAAAGGAUAAUAAAUUGCAGUAUAUAACAGAAUAUUACAAUCUGUUUAAAAUGGUAAUAAUGUUGUAUUGUGACAUACGUAUUGUUAUAUCGUGAGAGCUGUUGUGGCUCCCACCCAUAGUGGCCAGUGCAGCGGGGGUGUUGUGACCCAGUGUCCGCUACCUGUAGUUUCCCCAAAUACUUUUUAGGUAAUCCAGUAAAAAUGGAAUUUGCAAUAGUCUUGUUGUACAACUUGUAAUAAAAGCGAGUGUUUCAGCGUCUUUUCCGAAAGUCAAACUUUUGGCGAUGUUACUGAGGUGAAACAAAUUGUUUAAAUUAAUGAUCUUGUUAUCCCUCAUGUUUUCCUAUAUCAAUGUUCUUUUUAAAUUACCCAUAAUAAUGGAAAGAUGUAGAGCCUAAUACCCGAAGGAAGGUUUAAUAUUCAGACACAAACCUACCUACCAGAGUAAAUCCUGCAGAUGCAGCAUUCAAACCAGCAAAGGUUGCUCUGCUAGUUUGAUCACGUAUCUAUCUCCAAUGUACUGUGGAGUUUUCCUUUUUGUACUUGAGUUGUGUAGUUCUAGAGCGAGGCGUUGUUAGAUGUAAAUGUUUUGUAAAAAGCUGAUUUAUGGUGAGCUUGCUGAGAUGGAUGUUUCUUUGCUUUAUGUUCUCAAUAAAGACGAUGUUUCUAAAAGCC